CUUGGGCUGCUUACCACCUUAACGAGGGUCCAGACAAAAGAUGUACCUAAGAACGUUAGUUCCCACAUAGCCCGAUCCACGGCACAUUUAGCGCAUUUGAUUGAUCUUCAAGAAGAGAUGGUCUCGCACUUGGAAGCGUACAUAGAACAGUUGGAAGUCAAGAAAGCCAACAUACUUACGGGUAUAGAAAUGAUGAAUAAAUUUCAAAACGAAGCAUGGACAAAUGUAACAGACUUUGUGGCAAAUCCUCUAAAUAGCUUCGCGCUCAUACGCCACAUGCAGUCGGACUGGGCGUAUUGGCAACUGUAUAUGGAGGAGCCAGUGGGGGAGGAUCAUAUGAAAAGUAUACGCGAUAAUUUGGAUAGCCUCCCAACGGACGUGGAUCUAAGAGAUGCGGCAAUGGGCAUUACACUGAUUCAUGAUUAUUACCACUUGGAUGUUAAGGAUGUGGCGCGUGGCUUGUUGGCUGGUGUGCAGUACAACGCUACCUUCUCGGUCAGCGAUUGUUUUUGGAUAGCGAAAAAUGCAUAUGAGAACGGACAUUUUAAAGGGGCGGAGCAAUGGCUUUUGGCUGCAUUGCAGGCAAACAAAUCGGAAGAGGACCCGGAACCAACAGAAGCAAACAUCUACGAAAAAUUGGCUGAGGCGCGCCUUGCAUUAGGCAUGCGUGCGGAGGCGCUUAAGGACUUGGAAGCUGCUUUGGACUGGGCCCCAACUAAUGCGCGUUUACUGCAGAAAAAGCAGGAGCUGCGUGUAGAUUUGUUGAUGAACACCACACAGUCUCCUGAGGUGAUGGAUUUUCGUCACGAGGACAUGUGCUGUAGUGGCCUGUGUAGUCCGCGUGUCAAGAACAUGUUCUGUAUUUAUUAUGACGCGGGGUCGCCAUAUCUGCUACUGGCACCCGUCAAAACAGAGCUCUACUCCCUCGACCCCUAUGUGGCGCUCUAUCAUGAUGUCAUUUCGCCCAACGACGCCAGCUUUAUACGCGAGACGCACAAAUUGCUCCUAACACCAUCCGACUCCUACGAUGUUUUUACAAAUACUUCCAGCGUUUCUGACUAUCGCACAGCAAAGUCCGUGUGGUACGAUCCAGAACAGGACGAGGUGAUCCAGAGGAUUGAGCACCUCGUUGGUGAGCUCACGCACACAGACACAAACGCUUCGGAAAUCUAUCAGAUAAUUAACUAUGGCAUAGGCGGCCACUUUAUUCGACAUGUGGACUAUCGGCAAGUCAAGCGAGUUUUCAGCGAACCCGAUCGCCUAGCCACAAUGAUAUUCUAUCUGAGCGAUGUGCCCCAAGGCGGCGCUACAUUGUUUGGCAAAUUGGAUCUCGCAGUCUUCCCCAAGCUCGGUUCAGCCUUGAUGUUUCAUGUCCUGAACAGUACGGGCGAUUUUGAGGAUAAAACUGAGCACACGGGCUGUCCCGUCAUAGUUGGUUCCAAGUGGAUUAUGAACAAGUGGAUACAAUAUUUGGGCCAAGAGUUCAAGAGACCAUGUCCGGUUGGUGGAGACCACAAAAAUAUUGCUUACGAGGUCCAAGAUUUGUAAGAGAUGGAUAGAAGAACGUAUUCAAUCAAUCAAUUUUGUCUCUUCAACAUUUUUCAUUUAUUUUUAUUAUUAUUUGUUAAAUCUUAUUGCGAAUUAGCCGGCGCUACAAUCAUUUACAAAUUAUUUGUGCACAAUUUCGAAGUAGAAUACAUUUGAACAUAUAAUUGGUAUUAAUAAAUAAUAGUUGCUUAGACUCAUA
This is a messenger RNA of Scaptodrosophila lebanonensis, 1747 nucleotides long. Its product is annotated as prolyl 4-hydroxylase subunit alpha-2-like. The record is from RefSeq and is a predicted model, not a curated record. Gene Ontology annotation, biological process: peptidyl-proline hydroxylation to 4-hydroxy-L-proline. Gene Ontology annotation, cellular component: endoplasmic reticulum. Gene Ontology annotation, molecular function: iron ion binding; L-ascorbic acid binding; protein binding. The coding region runs from base 118 to 1548 and encodes 476 amino acids. The transcript is spliced from 8 exons. Lineage: Eukaryota; Metazoa; Arthropoda; Insecta; Diptera; Drosophilidae.